Molecule: messenger RNA, 372 nt
Organism: Morchella sextelata
Lineage: Eukaryota; Fungi; Ascomycota; Pezizomycetes; Pezizales; Morchellaceae
Exons: 1
Coding region: 1-372 (123 amino acids)
Source: RefSeq, a predicted model, not a curated record
AUGUCUUCAAACAAGGGCAAAACAGGUGAAGGUCCAGAGCAGUCAUUAGCUUUGGCUCGAGGUCUGUUCUGGGACAUGAUUCGUGACAGUGCAAAGUUCAAAGACUUAACUGACACUGGUUUGAGAUUAAAUAAAUUGAGUGGCAGAAAAUCGAGGUUCUACUGGCUUGAUGAUAAAAAGAUUCAAUUGACUGCUUGGGAGGAGUACCAGAAAUCGGUAAUUGAUACAUAUAAUACAAUUGAAGAUCAUAUUGGAAAGAGUCAUACAGGCUGUGAAGACUUAAAGGCAGCGAUGGAUAUUGCAUUUGAUAAAGUUCACGAAUCCCAGAAACUGUAUGAUGAGUAUUCCAGGGAACAGGCAGACUCUUUUUGA